AUCGAGAAUUGACACAAUAUUUUUGUUCUUGUCCGUCAUGUUUUUGCAAUGCAUGCAAACUACGUUUGAUGUUGCUAUUAAUUGUUUUACUUUAUAUGAAUGCCACUAGUUUGAAGAUGGACAAUAUCCAUUUAUGCGCUAUCUUGAUUAAAUCGGAUGCACAAAUGAUAAAUUGAUAUCGGUGAUUUUUUUCUUCGUCCGACAAAUUGCUCAUUUUAGACGGGUUCUCUACGUUGUCAACGUGCUUUUGGAAUAUACAUUACGAAACUUAGAAUAGCAGCUGACCUGUGUAUCGGAAAUCAGAAAUCGGUUUGGUUGUCUAACACGGGAGAGUUAUGAACAUGGAUACCAGGUACAAGGUGUUGUUGGUGAUUACGCUAGUCUUGUUUAUCAGCAGUUUCAUCGUAUUUGAACGAGAUAUAUCUCCUCGGUAUAUCCAGCACAUGAAGUCUUCCAAGCAGAAAUCACCUCGCCCUGAGCUCCACAACCGAGGAAAACCUGACGAAGAACAAAAGCCCAUCGUGUCAGAUAACAACACUCUAAGUCAAGUGGAUGGAAAUUCAUCAUGGCAAGAAGGCGAGUUGAGGAAUCUAUCAAAUCUUAUACAGCAGAGACUCCAUUUCCUUCAGAAUCCUCCAGAUUGCAGAAAAGCCAAAAAGAUCGUGUGCGAUUUAAGCCAUCGCGUUGGAUUCGGAUCCAUCGUUCAUCAUUUGUCGUUCUGCCUGAUUAUGGCAUACGGCAGUGAGAGAACCCUCAUCCUUAAUUCCUCGGAAUGGGUCUAUUCCCCAGGGGGAUGGGACAAGUUCUUUCGCCCCCUCAGUGAGAAUUGCCUUGAUGGACAAGUAGAGACCACAGCUUACACUAAGUGGCCAACUCCUGAUGGAAAUGAUAGCAUCCAAGUGGUGAAAAUCCCCGUCAUAGCAGACUUUGCAAAAACGAACACAAAGCCAGACUUCCUACCUUUGGCGAUUCCUGAAGACAUCUCUGAGAGACUGAUGAGAGUCCACAGUAAACCCCUCAUCUGGUGGAUAGGACAAAUCAUCACCUAUAUUCUGAAACCUCAGCCUCAAACCCUAGAAUUCAUUGACAAUAAGACAACUGCCUUAGGAUUCACUCAUCCGAUCGUUGGCAUUCAGGUCAGGCGGACAGAUAAAAUCAAGAGCCGGAACGCCAAAAACAACUUCAAGGGGGAAGCCAAAUUUCACGGAAUCGAGGAGUACAUGGACCAUGUCGAAAAAUACUACCAGGAAUUGGAGAAGAGAAAAGAAGUGUCCGUCAGGAGAGUCUUCUUAGCAACAGACGAGGUCAGUCUGCUCUAUGAAGCCAGGAAAAAAUAUCCUGGAUAUGUGUUUGUGAGUGAUAAUAAUAUAUCUCAGUCAGCGAGUGUAUCAUUAAGACAGUCCGAGGAAUCUUUGAUGGGUAUGAUCAUAGACCUUCAUCUUCUGGCUCGCUCGGAUUUUGUUGUUUGCACGUUAUCUUCAAAUAUAUGUCGACUGGUUUACGAAAUGUUACAGCAUUCCCAUUUCGAUGCCUCCAAGAAACUAAUUAGCGUUGACAGACAAUACUUCUGGUCUGGUGAGAAUUCCAAAGCCAAGGGCAAAACUGCAAAGAUGCCUGUGUAUGAAGGGGCUGAGAACGUUCACUUGUAUGGAGUGUGACGCCUGAUAGGCUGUCUUAAUCCACAAUCUUUCUUUGAUUUUCAUUCUUUGUUUGGUGUGAUAGUAGAGUGAGUGAACGUUAACAAUCUCUUCUUUAAGUUUAUCAGCUGAACUAGGCUUUUACCGUGAAUGAACAAAUAAAUAAAAUUAAAUUAAAACAAAAUGUAUUAUGUUGCUUUGUUAUCAAUUAUUCGUUUGAUGAUGAUGAUGAUGAAC
Molecule: messenger RNA, 1874 nt
Organism: Strongylocentrotus purpuratus (purple sea urchin)
Lineage: Eukaryota; Metazoa; Echinodermata; Echinoidea; Camarodonta; Strongylocentrotidae
Product: alpha-(1,6)-fucosyltransferase-like
Exons: 8
Coding region: 336-1658 (440 amino acids)
Biological process (GO): protein N-linked glycosylation
Molecular function (GO): alpha-(1->6)-fucosyltransferase activity
Source: RefSeq, a predicted model, not a curated record